AUGGAAUUCUUCCUCAAACGGGUACCUGCAUUCAGUCGAGCAUUAGGGGAUUUUGAUUCUGAUAAUGAUGAUGAUAAUGAUAAUAAUGACGACAUGCUUGAUGAAGAGUUGAACGCUAGUGAUGCUUCUUUAUUAUUGACAAAUGAACAAGAUGAAGAGCUGAGCGCUGAUCAAGUGUUUAGAAAUUAUUCAUCGACAUCACAUGUUAUCAUUACUAUUGGGCCGUUGAUGAGUGCCUUCAUAAUUCUUAGCUUAAAUUUAAUACAUAAAAGUUUAUUUGUCGUUAAAGCAUCCUAUAAGAAGACCUAUUUACUAUUCACAAGCUACCUUAUUCCAGAUUGUGAUACUUUGAUUAUAUGCAUCGAAUAUGAACCAAGAAACAUAUCUUUUGAACAAAAGCAUAUUUUUUGUCAAUAUUUGACCAAUACUUUCCACCAAAAUAAUUUGAAUGCGGAUAAUAAACAUCAUGUCAAAGAUAUCAACAUACUGUGUAGUCGUUCAGUGAAUCAUUUUCUUUCAAAAUCAAAAGUUUCUACACCAUUUAUACGAUGCAUAUCAACGUAUACAACUUUGAAAGAUUGUCAAUUCCCAAUAUUAGAGCAACCAAAUAUUCUAACAGGUUUACCAGCUGAAGCAUUGACUUGGUUUUAUUUCAAUUCAUUACCAGCUAAUUUAUAUACUGUAUUCUAUUUGCCACAUGUUGGUGUAUGUGAAUGGUCGGCAGUAAAAGAAAUAUUCAAUUUUUUAUUGUCAGUAAAUAUUGGAAUUAUACCUAAACGAUUGUCACAUAAGAAUGAAUGGGAUAAGAAUUUAUUGAAAGAGGAACUUGUCGAUAUAUGCAUUACUACAGUGUGCAAUAGUGAACGCGCAAAAACAGAUCAAAUGUAUACUUGA
Heterobilharzia americana is the source of this 894-nucleotide messenger RNA. NCBI's taxonomy places the organism in Eukaryota, Metazoa, Platyhelminthes, Trematoda, Strigeidida, Schistosomatidae. The record is from the annotation of a GenBank genome assembly.